This is a messenger RNA of Lactuca saligna, 648 nucleotides long. The record is from the annotation of a GenBank genome assembly. NCBI's taxonomy places the organism in Eukaryota, Viridiplantae, Streptophyta, Magnoliopsida, Asterales, Asteraceae.
AUGUAUUCAACUUAUCGCCUUAAGAAACUGUUAUUUCAUCCUUCAUUCACCUUAUCGUCGUUGCAUUGCUGCCGCCGCCAAAUUUCCUCUUCCCUUCUCGCAGUUGCUAGUUAUUCCACUACCUUAUCUGCUUCUACUCUGAAGAGGAGGACUCGAUCGGAUAAAAAGUUCGAUGAGGAGAGCUUUCAUCAAUUUGGUGACACCGAGAGUCAUAUUCCGGUGAUGCUCGAAUUUGUACCAGAUAGGUUUAGGUUAACUGAAGAAGAGGUCUCAAGAGUCAAACAUGUUGUUUCAGAGCUUCUUCGGAAAGAAACAUAUGUUAAAGACUUAGAUAACAACAAUGUUCAUGCGGUGGUGCAGCAAGUAGUGAAUAUAAUAGAAGCUGCAGCUGGAGAACUUGAAUGCCUUUCUGUUGUUGUUGCUUCCAAGUUGCAGAAAUUCUUUCUUUUUGACAAUAUUGAUGUUGAGGGAAGAAGUAACUCCUCAACUAUUUUUUCUCGGUUAAGCUCUCACGCUGAAGAAGAUGUUAGGAAACAGCACGAGGGCAUUUUGGUCAUGCUGGCAAAACAAUCUCCAUGGUCGAUAAUUUAUCCAACCCUCGUUGAUGUUAACACAAGUGAAGAGGAUCAUUCGAUGGAGCUUACAUGA